This is a messenger RNA of Fusarium subglutinans, 3813 nucleotides long. RefSeq lists its product as uncharacterized. Lineage: Eukaryota; Fungi; Ascomycota; Sordariomycetes; Hypocreales; Nectriaceae. The transcript has 6 exons. The record is from RefSeq and is a predicted model, not a curated record. Bases 1 to 3813 code for a protein of 1270 amino acids.
AUGGACCCUGCCUCUCUAAGCUUCGGAAUUGUGUCACUAGCAAUGCAGCUGGUGCAGACAGCAAAGGCCGUCAAGGAAUUCAUCGCACACUACAAGUCAGCGGCGAAAGAGCUCGAAAGUCUCGCCGACAAGCUUGAUGAUAUUGAACCCAUUUGUUGCUCCUUGGAAAUCAUUCUUUCAGAUAGAAUCCAAAGGCUCACCACGCUGGAAGUCAAUCUUCUUAAGAAGUUGAGUCGUAUUAUUCAGCAAUGUCUAUCUAAAGUUUCCGACAUCCAUAGCAUUCUUAAUACAAUCUCAAGAAUGCAGAAGAAUACCCGCAAUCCCUUGAAGACUGUUGGAGCCCUAUUUCUACGCCAUAAAGAUCAGAUUCGUCUCGCCACAAUUGGACUGGACCGUUGUCUUUCCUCGCUUCAGCUGCACAUGACGGCAAAUAUUCUGGCUGUGACUAUGACGUCUCACGAGGCUGUCCGGAGCCCUUUGCAAACCACAACUAGUUCAACCGCUAGAGAUCUACGAGAGGGGCCACAUGUCAGAGACCUCGAGCAAUGUGAUGGUCAUCACGCGCGUCAAAAAAGCCAAGAAACUGUCGUCGAUACAUGGAGAAAAGCCUGGAACACAAAGGCAUUUGUACAAUGGACAAGAAAAACAACCAAGGAAGAAUCCUCAUUCGACACAAGCUCAUCAACAAUUCAGGAUGAUUCUUUCUUCACGAUAGGUUCUACAUUGCUAGGUUUGUACGUCAAAGUAUCGCUACGGCGUGGUAACCUCGCCCCGUUCUGUAUCACUCUACAGAUACCGCGAGUUAUUUACUUCGAGCAAGGCCAGCGACAGAUUGGCGACAAGAUUGAAUGCGCUUUUAUGGAUGACAAUUUAGGUCAAAUCAAGACAUAUUUUACUCAAGGCAUCUUAACACCUUCAACAGUCAUUGCCUGGGACGAAUAUGAUCCUGAUAAUGAAACUUCUCUUCUAGGCCUUGCGGCCUUGACAAAAGCGAAGUCAAUUCUUAAAUUUCUCGCAACGCAAACGUUUGACCCAUCCAGCAGAAACCAUAUUGGCAGUGCAAGGUAUUUGUACGCUUUUAACGGGGAAGAUGGACCUAGAUGCGUCCUAGAAUACAUCAAGAUACGUCGAGACUCCAUUCUGGCGUCCGAAUUUCACAUGAUCCUACGAGGUAUUGAAGAUCCCUACAACGCACAGAUAUGCGUAGAAGCAUGCAAGCCCCAUUUCCCGAGUAACAUGGUGGCUUUCAACACUUCGGUCUGGAGAUACGCCAUGAAACAGUUCAGGCACGACUCGAGAGUAAACACCGAAGGAUGGGCAGGACUUAUCGCAGACUGUGUCUCCAGAGGGUUGGACAUCCAUCAACAGCUUCGAGGCAACACUGACUUCAGUGCCUUGAAAGAUAUCCUGUUUUACAAUUGGGACACUGAUGAGAUAUUGGAAAAUGUGCAUCGAUGGAUAGACAUUUUGGAGGAAGCUGGCGUUAACAUCAAGGAAUAUCUCAUGGUCGAGACGGAGUGCUGCUUUGCAACGUGGCGCGAUACGCCAUAUUGGAUUAACAUGAAACUUGGUUGCUCGAACUACAGACGCGUCUUAUUCAUCAAGGAGUCAAAGGGUCGACAAUUUCCAUUUUGGGCCCUUUCAGUCCAUGAUGAAUGCACUGCUAAGGAAUUGUUGACGGAACAUGAACACUUUGCGAUGCCACUCACAUUAUACCCAGGAGGCUCGACACAAGCAUACAUUGUACAGCAUGAAGCUUGGAAACAACGUCAAACCUUGGCGGCUCCGGACGGAUCUGAUAGACAUCGAAAAGGAUGGCCUUUUUGGCUUCCUCUUCGUUACUACAACGACUAUAGUUCAGAUGAGACAGAAUGGGUGGAUCGGGAAUUGCAAAAGGCCCAAAAACGUCACACACCUGACGAGGAGCCCAACAUCAUAUCAUUACUCCUCGAGAUACAGAAAUGCAGAAUCCCGCAGCAAAAGAUGAUAUGGAUCGUCGAGAACCUCGAAUGUCUCGGCCGACGACAAUCCAAGAAGAGAAAGAUUACUCAAGAUGACGAUGAAAAGUCCGAGACACCUUAUUGGUUCAGAAAAACUGUCAACGGAUUCACAGACAGUGAUUUUGUUGCGCUCUCGUACACUUGGGACGCUUCCGAGCACGAGACGCAAAAUUCAUCGAAACAGGGUCAUAAAAUCGAGACAAGGGAUGGGCAAGGAGCUUGGCGCUCCUCAGUACGAAAUUCAGUGCUUGAACGGAUCACCAAGUACAUGCUGUGCCAUGACGUGCCGCUUCUGUGGAUCGAUCGGCAUAGUAUCCCACAGAAGAAAUGCAAGCAGUCAGCAUGCACACAUGCUGAGUGCCGACAAAAGAGGCACGCUCUCGAUGCAAUGGACCGUGUUUACUCACUGAGCGAUCAUCCUGUUGCGCUACUUGGCCGCCCGAUCCAAGAUGAGGAUGAGAUGAGGACCCUCUCUUCGAUACUCAAAGGUGCCCUUGUCAAGUACCACGAGGGCGAGUUCGCGCUGUCUAAGGGCGCAGAGUAUAGUCAGGCGCAUAAAAUGCUAUGCCUGAUAUACGAAAUCACUCGCGAUAAAUGGUGGACAAGAGCGUGGACGUUCCAGGAGAACUACAGAGCUGGCCUCCAAAUGACGCUUCUGAUCCAUCACAGCGCCGACUUUGAGGACACAAAACGGUCGAUACUCAGCGGCAAGAAACCAAUGUUUGGUGUAGUACCUGGCGAGCUGAGUGUCCAGUCUGCCAGGUUCUCAGAAAGUGCCACUAAAUUUUGUCUGGCCUUUCGCCGACAUCACUUUGUGACAACUGAGGAUGAGGAAAUGAUUGAUCAUAUACUGGCGACUGCUGGAAAGUAUACCAUAUUGUUGCCGCUUUCAAGCUCCAUGUCUGGAACGAUUGUUUCAGACGUUCGAAAACGAGGUGUGAAAGAGCCAUGGGACUGUCUAGCCAUCAUCGCCAACUGCUGCCAAUACGCGACACGUCUCAAUAGUACGCGGCUUCAACACAGCGGUGUAAACCUAGACCUCGCGAUACUGGCCCUUCGGCUCGUGAACGGCGAGAUACUCAAAAACGAUGAGCCACCUGUGUCAGAGCAUGAGCCAAUGGUUGAGCAGAUCAACGGCCUUUUCUUUGACGACUUUAGAGCUCCCAAGGGCGCCAAAAGGCUGACUUUUAACAAGAGCUGUCGCUUCGUCGAUGUCAACUUCACUAAACCUGGGAUAGUCACGAGAGGUCAUCUCUGGGAGUUAGACGAUACUCUUCGAGCGCCGCGGUCAUUGCCACGCUUAUCACAGCCAAAUCGGAAAGGCGAACAGCAACUAUCAGAUUAUGAGCGCACCCUGGAUGAUGUGACGGACUUUCUCGAGGAAGAUGCCUUUGUUGUAGAUGAGGAGUCUUUCAGCCUGCGGUAUCGAAGAUGUAUGGCAAAGGAACUCGUCAGAGCAAUGGAUGCAGAUCAACCUUUAAAACUGGGCUAUCUAUGCGACCCAUCUGGAGAGGCUACAAUAGCACGCGCGAUAUUCAUGCGCAAUCGAAAUCUCGAUGAGUCAGACGAGCUUUUCAGCCGGCAAGAGGAUGAUCUCACCCAUGUCUUCACGUCGCUCUGGUCAGAAGACCAGCCAGAUGAGGAGUAUCUUGCAAACGACCUCGACCACCACGUGUCUCUUGGGGUUCGGCUUUCAAAUGACAACGGACCACUGCUUUUGUAUACUAAGGAGUGGGUUGUUGGUUUAUGCUUCUUCGUCGGUGCUCCAACUUACGAAGUCAUAUUUCCGUGGCCUGGACCGUUAUCACGGUAG